Molecule: messenger RNA, 1585 nt
Organism: Brachypodium distachyon (stiff brome)
Lineage: Eukaryota; Viridiplantae; Streptophyta; Magnoliopsida; Poales; Poaceae
Exons: 2
Coding region: 59-469 (136 amino acids)
Molecular function (GO): protein binding
Source: RefSeq, a predicted model, not a curated record
UUAGCUGAAUAUAAAUCCAAGUCCUGGGGUCGAGACGCCAUGCCACACCGCGAUCGCGAUGCCGUCGCCAUCCCCUCCGCAGCCGUCGGCAGCUCCACGAAAUCGAUCCAAGUCCAAGGGGAAAUUGACCGUCCAUGUCUCGGUGUUCAACCUGAUGCCGGCGCCGGCGCCGAAGCAGGACUGGGCGGAGGACCUGCCCGUGGACACCGUCGAGCUCCUCAUCGGCGGCGCGGCGGGGGUGUGCCGGUCCUGGCGCCGGGCCGCGCGGGAGGAGCCCGUGCUCUGGCGCCGCAUCGACAUGCGAGACCCGCGCGUGCCGCCCUUCCGCCCGCGGGUCAGCCUCGGCAUCAUGGUGCGCCAAGCCCUGCGGCUCAGCGCCGGCCAGUGCGAGGGUUUCUAUUGCGGCGAGUACCUCCACGACCAAGUCCUCCUCUGCCUCGCGGAGCAAGCUUUUACAGUGUUUUUAUAAUACGGCUAUGAUUGAACUUGUCGCGGGAGUAUGCACACGGCUAAAGCACUUCAGAUAUGUUCCUAGAUAUAUGAAAGCAACGUGCGUUUGUUGUGGCCUUUCUAGUGAUGAUGAAUUAUAUGCCGACGACGGUGUAGCCUUUGCAAUUGCAAGGAUGCAUGAGCUAUGAUCAUUACAUGUUAUCGGUGACAAUCUCAGCAAUAAAGGGCUUGCAACAAUCCUUGACAACUGCCACCACCUGGAGUACCUUAACUUGCUCGAUUGCAGAAAUAUCAACAUGGUAAAGACAACUUAGUGGAAAAGUGUGCCGGGGUUUACAUGGAUGGUUAUGACUACUUUGAGUACUUUCCGCCUGGAAGAUUCUAUAGUGAUGACCAGUGGCGGAGGCAGGAAAAAUAUAUAGGGAGGGCUAGAAUAGAAGGAUGAUUUAUUAGGAGGGUCAAAGCAUAAGAAUAUGAAGCUGAUAUGGUCAAAUUGCAAAGAUUAUGCAGGCAUUGAAGUAGAAAUACGAAAUCAUAGAGGGGGCCAGGGCCAGGGCUGGCCUGGUCCCUGCCUCCGCCCCUGGUGAUGACGAUGCUUUUAUCAUUACUUCACACUCGGAUUUUGGGGAUGAUGAGGUUUUCAAUUUUUACUGCCUUGCCGGUGAUGUUGAUGACCUUGAGCUUGAAGAGGCUGAGAGGAUUCUUGACUACAAGAGCAUGCGUAGGUACCUGAGCUAUUAAACCAGUGUACACAUCUUGAUGUUUUGAUGGAGCUGUGCCUGGAUGUUUGCGGCCUUCUCAAGUGAAUGAUGGCUGCUGGUGUUUAAUCUGUUGCUACAAAUUUGCGACACUUGAGUUCUCUGGUUUGAGGAUCUGCCUUUCUUCUUAUAGUUUGGUACUUAAUCAUAUAGAUGUCCCCAGCCCUUUGGUUUACUUGAACCUGUUAAGGUGGCAAAGCUGGUGCCUGAAAUAAGAACAGCUAGCACAAUGUGAUGAUCCACAUGUUCGAAGUGCUUCUGUAAGUUCCCUUAAAAAAGUGCUUUUGUAAGAUGUUCCUGAAUGAGGUUAUGGACAAAAUACUGUGAUCAAGGUUCAUGAUUGGUGUUUGUCAAGUUAAGACAUGGUGAUUGCCUUC